UAACUGAUUAGAACUAGUAAAAUCAAGUGGAUAGAUUACGGUUCAUUGAAAUUAUCAAAGGCCUGAAACGGUGCCGAAACAAUUGAAAAUAGAAUUUCUAGGUCAGUCAACGAUGUCCUUGUUUCGUGCGUCAUUGGGAUAUUAGUCAUGUUCCUCUAAACACGUCUUUUGAAAACGUAUCUUGUACUUCAAUUCUUAUUCACUUUCUUCACUGCAUAAUUAGUAGUUUCUGUCAAAACUACUCACCUUCAUUUUUCCACAAGACUUAAUUCCUGAUUUAGACAAACUAAUCAAGGAUUAUAUUUUCAGUAUGACGGGGACUGACGAGAAAUUAAAGGAAGCUGCUGAAAUGGAUCACUAUCAUUUUGUGAAAACUUUAUCAGCUUUCAAGUUUUUUGGUCCACACCUUCUGAAAAGAGUUGAACGUUCACGAGCCUAUUAUCAUUCUUUGCCUUCUGAUCAUCAUAAACUUAUUCAUGAAUUUGAUGAAAACCUUAACAAGGUUGAACAAUGCAUUCUGCAUAACAGUGAUCUAAUAGCUAGCAUUAUUAAACAUUCAGCUCCAGAUAUUUUUAAUGGAGAACAUGCUUGUGAGUUGAAUGGUACAAUUGCAUCAUCGAAUGGAACAGAUUUAAAGAACAACCAUACAGCCGGAUGCAGGGAAAAAAUUGGUCCUUUUGCAUUUACAAAUACAGAAAUGGAUAAAGUUCGAUCCGCUUUAAAACAAUUUGUAAGAGAUUGGUCAGUUGAAGGGAAACCAGAACGUGAUAUCUGUUAUCAAUAUGUACUUAAUGAUGUUCUUGAACUAUUUAAUCCAAAGAAAACAAACCCGGCAAAUGUACACAUCCUUGUCCCAGGCGCUGGACUUGGUCGAUUGGCUUGGGAACUUGCUCAUCUUGGCUAUACAUGCCAAGGUAAUGAAUGGAGCUUGUACAUGCUUAUUCCAGCUUUUUUCAUUCUAAACACAUGUAAACAAAUGAAUGAAUAUAAAUUAUAUCCAUGGAUUGGUCAAUUUUGUAAUAAUAUGUCACGUGAAGAUCAAUUAACUCCAGUUCAUUUCCCUGAUGUUUGUCCGACAGAUUUACCUGCUAAUGUUCAAUUUUCUAUGGCAGCUGGUGAUUUUGUUGAAAUUUAUACGGAGCCAAAUACAUGGGAUUGUAUAGCUACAGUGUUUUUUAUUGAUACUGCACAUAAUAUUUUAAAUUAUUUGGAUACAAUAUGGCGUAUACUUAAACCUGGCGGUUAUUGGAUUAAUUUUGGUCCAUUGUUAUAUCAUUUCUCGGAUAUACCCGGUGAAGAUUCGUUAGAAUUAAGUUAUGCUGAACUUCGUUUAGCUAUUACACGAUUAGGUUUUGAAAUUAUGCGUGAAAAAACUGGCAUUCAGUGCGGUUAUACACAAAAUCCAUCAUCCAUGCUCUCUUAUAAUUAUAAUUGUGUUUACGGUCUAUUUCGGAAACCGUUGACUACAGCGCCAACCACACCGCCGUCGCCGUCAAUAUCAUCACCGAUCAAUGAUGCCACAACCACAACAACAUUGCCGGAACAAACAUCCAUGUUGAACAACCAUACCGAUGCCAUGACCACUAGCGCCACCACGACCACAACUAAUCCAUCUAACAUUGACAUGGAAUAAUAGUUGAGAUUACAUAAUAAUAAUAAUCUACACACUGUGGUUCAUUUUUUCAUUCAAAAAAAAGAAAAGCCUUGUUCAUAUUUUGUAUCAACCAAUCAAUCAACGGAAACUAUUUGUAAAAUUUGGUUUUUUUUUCCUUAUUUAUUCAAAAGAAAAAAAUCAAUAAUUCAUUCGAUUUGAUUAUUUUUUUUUCUAGAUUCAUCCGGUUCAUGUAUUUGUUGUUGGUGUUUUUUUUCCCAUUUUUAAACAAACAAAGAUUUAAACAAAUUUUCUCUCAAAAUUUCUUUUAAAAUACAGUUUUUAAUGCCAAAAA
Molecule: messenger RNA, 1946 nt
Organism: Schistosoma turkestanicum
Lineage: Eukaryota; Metazoa; Platyhelminthes; Trematoda; Strigeidida; Schistosomatidae
Source: the annotation of a GenBank genome assembly